CCACACGGACCGGUUAUUACGGAACACUGUGUACCAGCUGAUGGUGGGAUUGUAGACGUGUACAUUCAGCGUGGAUUAUAUUUUUAUAAGUUUGUUUUUCCGCUAAAAUCAAAGAGUGUUGAACGUUUGAGUUGUAUUCAGCUGUAGGAGUGAUGGCCACCGCUGAAGAGCUGAAGCUGCGAAUCCGUGAACUAGAAAACGAACUAAUAAAGUGCAAACAGCAUCGAAGCCAAGAGGAUCUUCAAACUCCAGUGUUUAGACCAAAGAUUGAAAAAAUGAGCGCCGAGGUCCUGGAUUCAAACCCGUACAGCCGGCUGAUGGCUUUGAAGCGCAUGGGGAUAGUUGAAGACUAUGAGAAAAUCCGCUCGUUUGCUGUGGCUGUGGUGGGGGUAGGAGGGGUGGGCAGUGUCACUGCAGAGAUGCUCACCAGAUGUGGCAUUGGUAAGUUGUUGUUAUUUGACUAUGACAAAGUGGAGCUGGCCAACAUGAACCGGCUUUUCUUCCAGCCGCAUCAGGCAGGGCUCAGCAAAGUGGAGGCAGCAGAGCACACACUGAGGAGUAUCAAUCCAGAUGUUAUAUUUGAGACACACAAUUACAACAUCACCACUGUGGACAACUUCACACAUUUCAUGGAUCGCAUCAGUAAUGGUGGACUUCAAGAGGGAAAGAGUGUGGAUUUGGUGUUGAGUUGUGUGGAUAAUUUUGAGGCUCGAAUGGCCAUUAACACGGCUUGUAAUGAGCUGGGUCAGACGUGGCUGGAGUCUGGAGUGAGCGAGAAUGCCGUGUCUGGACACAUACAACUCAUCAUUCCAGGGGAAACCGCAUGCUUUGCUUGUGCCCCUCCGCUGGUUGUGGCAGCAAACAUCGAUGAGAAGACUCUAAAGCGGGAUGGGGUGUGUGCCGCCAGUCUGCCCACCACUAUGGGAGUCAUUGCUGGGAUCCUUGUGCAGAAUGUCCUAAAGUAUCUGCUCAGGUUUGGAACAGUGAGCUUUUACCUGGGCUAUAAUGCCAUGCAGGACUUUUUCCCUACUAUGACCAUGAAAGCCAACCCACAGUGUGAUGACCGACACUGCAGGAGGCAACAGGAGGAGUACAAAAAAAAAGAAGCUGAGCGUCCCAAACCUGAAGUAGUGGAGGAGGAGGAGGAAGUAGUGCAUGAAGAAAAUGAGUGGGGUAUUGAGCUGGUGUCUGAAAUCACAGCAGCGGAGCUUCAGGAUGCAUCAGGUCCAAAACCAGAUUUACCAGAGGGCAUAACUGUGGCCUACACCAUCCCCAAUAAGGAUGGGGAAGUAAAUUCAGAAGAGACUGUAGAAGAGACAGAUCAGAGUCUGGAGGAGUUGAUGGCUCAAAUGAAGAAACUGUAAAGGCAGAUCAUCUAAUUUUGCAUAAACACAAGCUUCUCUCACCUGUGCCCUGAGGAGCUACAAUCCAUUAACAUUAUACACAGUCUCAUUCCUGUCAGGUUAACAAACUUCUCUUUACUUAUAAAGACAUUACAGCUGCUGCAAAUGGUACAUGAUGACCAUGAUUUCUGCAUUUGUUAAAACACUGUAAAUGAAACGAGAUAUUUCAUUAAAGUUUUCCCUCAUUAGUCCUCAGCAGUCACUGUGCCUAGCUCAAGUGAAAAUGAAAUCUCACAAACACAUGAGAGUCCAUGUUAAAUCUUUCUAAAGAUUUCUGCCAUUUAAGUUGCUCAAAGAUCUUUGAGCUGAUGUCCUUGUUCAAUAAAGUAUUUACUGACAUCAGGAUAACAUCA
Hemibagrus wyckioides is the source of this 1756-nucleotide messenger RNA. It is a transcript of the gene uba5, whose product is annotated as ubiquitin-like modifier activating enzyme 5. Gene Ontology annotation, molecular function: UFM1 activating enzyme activity. The record is from RefSeq and is a predicted model, not a curated record. Bases 153 to 1364 code for a protein of 403 amino acids. Gene Ontology annotation, cellular component: cytosol; cytoplasm. Gene Ontology annotation, biological process: protein ufmylation. NCBI's taxonomy places the organism in Eukaryota, Metazoa, Chordata, Actinopteri, Siluriformes, Bagridae. The transcript is spliced from 12 exons.